GCAAUUUUGAGAAGCAGUCAAGAAAGCACCAAGUCGUUACUUCGCUUAGUUGUGCAAUAUUGGGGAAAAAAAGACAGUAACAGCUGACAUGUCGGCAUUUGCGUGUAUUACCUGCUGGGUGGCUUUUGCUGAUGCUGAACUUCACCGUUCCCACUACAAAACAGACUGGCACAGAUACAAUCUCAAGCGAAGGGUUGCAGAAAUGGCGCCCGUGACUGCGGAAAACUUCCAACAGCGUGUAUUGGCCCAGAGAACCCUUAUAGAUGAGGAGGAAAAAGACACAUCAUCGGCGUGUGCCGUCUGUGGGAAACACUUCAGUACGAAGAGUCAGUACGAAAAUCACGUCCAGUCUAAAAAACACAAGGAAGCAGAGAAAAAACACCAGGCUAAAGUAGAGAGAGAAAUAUUGCAAAAGAAUAAGAAAAAUAAGGAAGAGGGACUUGUUGGUUCAGGUGAUCCAACGUCUAGUGAUAAAAAUACGGUAAACACGGAACUGAAGUCCAAAAUGGAUUCCGUAAAUGAAGAGAAGAAGAAGACUGCUGAAGAGAUGGAAGUAGAAGAGGACGAUGGUUCUGAUGCUGAAUCCUGGGACGAAAAUGAGCUGGGAAUCGAAGAAUGUUUGUUCUGUUCACAUAUCAGCUCCAGUAUGGAAGAAAAUGUGGACCACAUGACUGUCAAACACAGUUUCUUCAUUCCCGAUGCAGAGUUCGUCAGUGACCUUGAAGGCCUCAUUACCUACCUAGGUGAGAAGGUUGGUGUUGGUCGCGUCUGUCUGUGGUGUAAUGAGAAGGGCAAGUCAUUCCAUUCCACCAAAUCAGUCCAACAACACAUGCUGGACAAGGGUCACUGCAAGAUGUUACACGAAGGAGAUGUCAUUUUUGAAUAUGCAGAUUACUAUGAUUACAGAAGCAGCUAUCCGGACAGCGCUAACCCAGCGUCAGACACGGAGGGGGCCGUGGCAGAGAGACUAAAGGGGGAUGAUGAGGUGGAAACAGAACAGAUCCUCACAGAGGGAUAUGAGCUGGUUCUUCCAUCAGGUGCAACUAUUGGGCAUCGGUCACUGUUGAAGUACUACAGACAGAAUCUGCCGCCCACUCGUCCUGAAAGGAGAUCAGCAUUACCCAGAAUGCUGGCACAGUACAAAGCUCUUGGAUGGACUGGAGCAACAGGAGAGGUUGUUCAGAAGCGUGUUAAAGAUUUGGGAUUCAUGCAGAGACUGAAGCACAGGCAUUACAUGAAACUUGGGAUUAAAGCGAACAACCAACAGCAUCAUUUCCGCUUACAAAACCCAGUGUAGACUGACAUACAACAGGGCUGUUCCAACUCAUCGAAAACCCUGAGUGGAUGAAGAAUGAUAUUUUAAAACAUACCAAUGACAAAUGCCAUCACAGUCUUAAAAACAAACCUGUGUUAUCAUUGUUUGUAGAAAAAUGGUCAGCAAUGGUUCAUAUUGGAAAAAAAACUCCCUUAAGAUGAAUUUUCUUAAAGGGCCAUUUGCAGUUGUUGAUAAGCUUUCUCAUGAGAAAACAAACUUACACUAGAAAGGGUGGUGGGAAUUAAUUCUAGUCAUUUGGGGUUUUUUUAAAAAGGGGAAAAAAGGUGAUAAUAUACAUAGAAACAAUUCAGUUUUAGGAAUGGUAGGGAGUAGUAUUUGUAAGCUUGUGAAAAUGUUGACAGUUGUGAAUGACCCUUUAAGAAAAUGUAUCUUGGUGAAAAUACCAGUUAGUCUCUGUGUACUACACAAAUCAUAUCAAACAGCUGAUUUUUGCAGCUGUAGGUUCAUUUGUUAUCUUCUCUGAAUUCACAAACUUAAGAUCAUCUUUAAAAUGAUGACAUAUCUAUAAAAAAAAGAAAAAAAGAAAGUAAAACAUAUGACUAUAUAAAGUUCACAUUGUGACCAAAUUAUUAUGUACAGUGUGGUGGACUAUUAUUUAUCUUUGAUUGCUCACUUACAACAAUUAAAUACACCUACAUGUACAACAAUUCAUCGAAAUAUAGAUCCCUCCCCUUACCCAAAUCUGGGUAUUGUGUUGUUUAAUAUACUGUUAUUACCGGGUACUUUAUUUGGAAAGGAAUGAUUAUUACACUUACCCAUUGCCUUAUAAUUGUUUUUGAAUGUGAUGCAUUUGCAAUUAAAAUCUGUUUUAAAAUUGUCAAUGGUGUAAUAACACAUACAACAUUAUAUGCCAAACUGAAAAUAAAAUUGAAAUUAAAAAUG
Molecule: messenger RNA, 2218 nt
Organism: Gigantopelta aegis
Lineage: Eukaryota; Metazoa; Mollusca; Gastropoda; Neomphalida; Peltospiridae
Product: zinc finger protein 622-like
Exons: 8
Coding region: 89-1297 (402 amino acids)
Biological process (GO): ribosomal large subunit biogenesis
Cellular component (GO): preribosome, large subunit precursor
Molecular function (GO): nucleic acid binding; zinc ion binding
Source: RefSeq, a predicted model, not a curated record